UUCCAUCUCUUCUCCCCAACCCAACUCUCCUCUCCUUCUCUUUUGCGAGAUCUCUAGAUUCUAGGGUUUGGGAUCUAUAAUUUGUGGCUACGAUUUUUGGGAUUCGUGUCAUUUGAUCUGGAUUUUGAGAUGCUCCUAGAUUGGUUGAGAUUAGUUUGAUUUUGGAGCGUCCUGCUAAAUUAUUAGGGUCUUGGUUUUGUUUUUGAUGGAUUUGCUAUAUCGGGAGAUGUAUCAUUGGAUUGUUGAUGUUAGGGUGUAGGUGAUUUUAAUGGUAGAUCUUUCGAUUGGCUGUUAAUGAGCAUAGUAGAGAAAAUGAAUGGACGAUCUUUUCUUUUAAUUCGCUCUUUGUGAUUUGCUUUGUGCAAGGAAAGCUAAUGUUAUGCCUUAUAAGCCUCAAGCUAUUCUUAAGUAUUUCGAGGGAAAAAGGAAAAUUGAGUAUUUCUUUAUGCCAUGCAGACUAUAUUGCUUUAUCUUCUCAUCUUUGAUGCAUAAUAUAAGUUUUCACAAAACAUAUUCAUUUAUUCUUUUUUAUUUCUUACUUUUGGAAAGUGGUUUUUUAUCAAUUUUUAAUAUCAAACUAUAUUGCCGACAAGAAGUUACUCUUAUUGAUACUAAUUUUCCUUACCAGAUUUGGACUUUCUGUUCCACAUGUUUUUCCUUGCACGAUACUGCAAAAUACUUGAGGAAAACUCAUUCAGGGGACGGAUUGCGGAUUUUUUCUACAUGCUCUUAUUCGGUGCCACUGUUCUCACUGGGAGGAUGAUACCAUAUAUUUCUGAGACUUUUGCCAAAAUUUUUUUCGUUAGCAACUCAUUGACUUUCAUGAUGGUCCAUGUGUGGAGCAAACAUAACCUUUCAUCCACAUGAGUUUCUUGGGCCUUUUUACCUUCACUGCGACUUAUCUACCAUGGGUGCUUCUUGGGUUCUCAAUUCUUGUUGGUAGCAGUACAUGGGUGGAUCUCUUGCUAUCAAAGCCGCCCGUCGUCGCCGCUACCAGUGCCGAGGUCGCCGCCCCCUGUCGCCGCCGCCCGUGCCGAGGUCGCCGCCCCGUGUCACCGACGUCGCCGCCCCCUGUCGCCGACGUCGCCGCCCGUGCCAAAGUCGCCCCCCUGUCGCAGUCGCCCGUGACAAGGUCGCCGCCCACGGUCGCCGACGUCGCCGCCGCCGCCCUUGCCGAGGUCGCUGCCCAUCCCUCUCAGAUGGCAGAUCUAGAGGAGGCGGGACCAGUUGAUGAGUCCGUCCUGACAGAGCAGCAUCUCCAUAGGUCUUCAUUUAUCACGACUGAGGGAUAUCGCGGGGUGCAGUUCAUAGAGCAUGGCCGCAAAUUAAACCAGUGGGAGCUUGAUCAUCCAGCAGUGCUAGAUUUGCUACGACAGUCUGGAUUUUAUUAUAUUUCUCGACUUAGGCGUCUACAGCUGGAUCAGGCAUUAUUAGGAGCUUUGAUCGAGCGAUGGAGACGGGAGACCCAGAUAUUUCACUUCCGCCACGGUGAGAUGACGAUUACACUUUAGGAUGUGGCGGUUAUUUCGGGUCUUCGUGUCGAUGGAGCGCCGGUCACUGGGACUACAGUGUAUCCGUGGCCAGAUAUUUGUCAGGCGCUUUUAGGGGUUGUGCCGGAUGACAUCCGAGCUGGGCAGAUUAGAUUAGAUUGGAUAUACCAGCAGUUUCAUCAUCUACAUUUGGAUGCUCCGGCUGGAUUAGUUGCAGCCACUGCACGUGCAUAUAUAUUAUAUCAGAUUGGCUGUAGUCUAUUUCCAAACCCCACCGGAUAUAGGGUUCAUCUUAAGUGGCUGCCACUUAUAGCAGAUUUUGAUGCAUGCGACGCUUUAGCCUGGGGUGCAGCAGCACUGGCCUAUCUAUAUCGAGCUUUAGGAUCGGCUGCAUUAAAAGGAAAGGUCGAAUGCUGUUGCUUCGCGACAUUAGUACAGAUUUGGGCGUGAGACCAUCUACAUGUCGGCCGACCUACUAGCGUUGGAGCUGUUGCUGACAUGGCUGAUUGCCCUAUGGGUUGCCGGUGGACGAACGCCGGUGGGUUACGUUUUGCAGCAAACGUUAGAACAACAGAUAUUGAGUUCUACAGAGAUGAGUUAGACCAACAAAGAGAGACUCAGAUGCUAUUAUAGAUGUGCUACCUGCAUUCUGUGUACAGGGCAGUGAGGUAUGGCGAUUUCGGACGACACUGAUUUGUUUUCAUAUCGUCGAGCUUCACGUACCGGAUCGAGUCCUACGGCAGUUUGGUCUCCUCCAGCAUAUACCCAUUCCGGUGGAGACCAUCCGGCGCUACACUUCUCAGGGGCGGCCAGAUGAGGAUUGGGCUUACUUUCAUGCUACAUACAUCGAGAGAUGGGGAGAUAGAUUACAAGCCAUUAUUGACUAGCAUCCGAUUGUCGGUGAUGAUCCAGUACAGGCGACCUCGAUUUAUAUGGAGUGGUACUAGCAGAUCACGAGACGAUGGAUUUCUCGUCCAAUACAGCGUCCACCAUUGACUUACCAACCUCGUGGCCAGACAGAGAGAGCUUUGGUGGACGCUAUAUGAUAGACACAGUAUAGCAUCAGGAGCCUAGUUCAUGAUCGACCUUCUUAUGAGGCGAUGAUUGAUGUAUUGACGGGUAUCGAUAUUGAUCUUGAUAGUGUACUGGAGUACAUUCCUACUAUACCUGUCGCCACUGAUAUCAGAGGUCGAGAUUUUGGACAUGCAUCGACAUCGGGUCAUCACCACCGUCAGACAUCGACAUCUGCUGGAUCUCCAUCUCCUAGUGAUGUUGCUGAUAUACCCGCCGCCCCUGAGAGAUUUCCUACUAGGCCAUUGGACUUGGACUUGCUUUUGCCGCCGCCAGUCUCUAGAGAUCACUUUACAUUCGUCUAUUCUCGACGUCAUGCCGCGUCUUCAUCACAAGCCCGCCCAACAUCUAGACCAGCCACUAUCGAGGAGACUCAGGCGAUACCGGAGCAUCGCGAGGGCGUUAUGAUUGCGGAUCUCGAUGCGAUGGCCGAUAUCGAGCCAAUUGAUGACAUACCUAUUGCUGAUCUCGUUGUAGAGGGUGGCCGUAGACGUGGACGUGGCCGUGCACGAGGACGUGGCCGAGGACGUCGAGGGAGAGGACGAUCGAGAGGCUGAUUGUAUAUUUUUGAUUUAGAUAACUUAGACUUUGUAUAAUAUUAUAUAAUACUUAAUUUAGU
Messenger RNA from Ananas comosus (pineapple), 3180 nucleotides. RefSeq lists its product as uncharacterized. The transcript is spliced from 11 exons. The record is from RefSeq and is a predicted model, not a curated record. Bases 864 to 1511 code for a protein of 215 amino acids. NCBI's taxonomy places the organism in Eukaryota, Viridiplantae, Streptophyta, Magnoliopsida, Poales, Bromeliaceae.